This is a messenger RNA of Antechinus flavipes (yellow-footed antechinus), 6212 nucleotides long. RefSeq names its product 2'-5'-oligoadenylate synthetase 3 (gene OAS3). Gene Ontology annotation, molecular function: 2'-5'-oligoadenylate synthetase activity; double-stranded RNA binding. Gene Ontology annotation, cellular component: nucleoplasm; membrane; cytosol. Gene Ontology annotation, biological process: regulation of ribonuclease activity; negative regulation of viral genome replication; defense response to virus. Lineage: Eukaryota; Metazoa; Chordata; Mammalia; Dasyuromorphia; Dasyuridae. The record is from RefSeq and is a predicted model, not a curated record.
CCCAGCCAGCCGGACCCUGAGCUCUAAUUCUCUCUUUCUCUCUCUCUCUCUCUCUCCAUGGAGGUUCUCGGGGGUACCAUGAAUCUCUGGGACACCCGGGCCAAGUAUCUGGACAAGUACAUCGAAGACCAUCUCUUGCCUGAUACCACUUUCAAGAAACAGAUCGGAGAGGCUAUCCACAUCAUCGCCUCCUUCCUAAAGGAGAGGUGUUUCCAGGAGAAAAAGAAGUUAGUUCGGGUGUCUAAGGUUGUGAAGGGAGGGUCAUCAGGGAAAGGCACAGCCUUGAAAGGCCGCUCCGAUGCAGACCUGGUCGUAUUUCUCAGAAAUCUCCAAAGCUACCAGGACCAGAUAGAGCGCCGAGGAGAGUUCAUUGAAGAAAUCAGGAAACAGUUGGAAGAAUGUAAGCGUGAGAAAGAAUGGAAGUUUGACGUAAAAUUUGAGGUCAACAAAUGGAGCAAUCCUCGAGUUCUCGGCUUCACCAUGAGGUCGACCAACCAAGAACAGUGGGUGGAAUUUGAUGUGCUUCCAGCCUUUGAUGUUCUCGGCCAGGUGACUGAAGACUACAGACCUGAUCCUCAGGUCUACAUCAGACUUAUAAAUGGAGGCUGGAAUGGGGGAGAAUUCUCCACCUGCUUCACAGAACUCCAGAGGCGUUUCCUCAAACAGCGCUGCACCAAGCUCAAAAGUCUGAUCCGAUUGGUGAAACACUGGUACAAAAUGUGCAAAGAGAAUAUGCAGUCUCUCCCCCCUCAGUAUGCAUUGGAACUCCUGACUGUCUAUGCCUGGGAGCGUGGAAGCAAGUUAAAUGAUUUCUCCACAGCUGAAGGCUUUCUGACAGUCCUAACCCUUAUCAAGAAGUACCAAGAGCUUAUGAUCUACUGGACUGUCAACUAUGAUAUUCAUAAUGAGAUCAUUGCAGAUCACCUUUGUCUCCAGCUGAAGAAUGACAGGCCAGUGAUCCUGGACCCAGCUGAUCCAACUGGUGAUGUAGGGGGUGGAAAGAAAUGGUCCUGGAACCAGCUGGCACAAGAAGCUCACCGAUGGUCAACUGCUCCCUGCUUUCAAAACUGGGAUGGGAGCUUUGUGCAGCCAUGGAAAGUGCCAUGGUGGCGUUCCCCCCCCUCUCUAAGACCCUUUCCUAGGAAACGUAGUGCUUUCGGUUUUGUUUUCUCUCCCUUCCCUUCCUCCCAGCCUCUCCCUCCCGGCUCCAGCCUUCCUGCUCUUUCCGCCCGCACCAGCCAGUUCUGCCCCUCAGAGGAAACGAAACUAGCCUUCAGGGCCGGGAGCCGUCCUUCCCUGCCAGCCAAUGGGAGUCGAGAACGCCUUAGGCACUCGCUCACCUGUGGGGGAGCGAACCGAAAGGGAGUCUGGCCGCGAUCUGCGAGAGGGGCGAUUCCGAAGCCCACCGCGGUCCGGGAAGCUCAGGCCUGUCUCAGAACGCUGCGCGCGGAAAGCCGAGCCAUGGGUCUGGCCCGGACGCCCGCCAGGGACCUGGACAAGUUUGUCCAGGAGGAUCUCCUGCCGCACAGAGACUUCCUGGAUCAGCUGAGCCAGGCGGUGAACACCAUUUGCAAGGUGCUGCGGGAGAAGUGCUUCCAGAACUCCGCUUCCAAGGUCCGGGUGACGAAAGUCCUGAAGGGUGGCUCCUAUGGUCGGGGUACAGUCCUGAGAGGUGGCUCCGAUGCGGAUCUCGUUGUGUUCCUCAGUUGCUUCAAGACCUUUGCUGACCAAGGGGCCUGGCAGCCAGAGAGCUUCACGGAGAUCCGGGCACAGCUGGAAGCCUGCUGGCAGAACCCUCCCCAGAGCUUGAACCUCCAGUUCCCUACCCAGGAGGAUGCUCGAGCUUUGAGAUUCCAACUCGUGUCAGAGACACUCCACAACUGUAUGGACGUGUCCCUGAGGCCUGCCUUCGAUGCCCUGGGACAGCUCAGAUCGGACUCCAAGCCCAGUCCCCAGAUCUAUGCAGACCUUAUUAGCUGUGGCUCCCCAGCCGGUACGUACACUGCCUGUUUCACCGAUCUGAGGAGGCACUUUGUCAACACUCGCCCUUGCAAGCUGAAGAAUUUGAUCCUCCUGGUCAAACACUGGUACCUUCUGGUGGGUGAGAACAGCCCCCCCCUCUCGUCCCCUGCUUCUCUGCCCCCAGUCUAUGCCCUGGAGCUCCUAACCAUCUAUGCCUGGGAAAAGGGGUGUGGGAAAGCAAAGUUCAACAUUGCUGAAGGCUUCAGAACAGUGCUGGGGCUAAUUCAGAAAUACCAGGAGCUCUGUAUUUAUUGGGAGGUCAACUAUAGCUUUGAGGAUGAAGCUGUUGGGGCCUUCCUAAGAAACCAGCUCAAGAAACCCAGGCCUGUGAUCUUGGACCCCGCUGAUCCAACCUGGGAUGUAGGACAUAGGGAUGGCCAGAACUGGGACCUGCUGGCCCAGGAAGCUAAGUCCUGCUUGUCUUAUCCCUGUUUCGUACAAGGAGAUGGCUCCCCGGUACAACCCUGGUGUGCUCUGGGUCUUCUAGCUCCAAGAACAGAAAGUAAAGUAGGAGAUCAUGUGGAGAAGGAAAAUGGGGUGCCAAGAAUAAUGGCAGCUGUGCAAACACCAUCCCUAAAAGUCCAGGAUCCUCAAAUGGAGAGACAUCCAAGCAGAAGCCUGGCCCUGGGAGGACUAUCAAAAGUGCCGAUCCCAACAGGACAGACAUAUCUCUACCACAUCCCAGCCAAAGACCUGGACAAGUUCAUACAGGACGUUCUCCAACCAGAUGCAGGUUUCCAGGAGCAGAUGGGAAAAGUCACAGACAUGAUCUUCAAGUGCCUCCGGGAAAAGUGCUUCCGAGCAUCUUCUCCCACCAUUCGGGUGCUGAGGGCCAGUAAGGGUGGCUCCUACGGCCGGGGCACGGUCCUGAGAGGAGGCUCUGAUGCGGACCUCGUCGUGUUCCUCAGUUGCUUCAAGGCCUUUGCCGACCAAGGGGCCUGGCAGCCAGAGAGCUUCACGGAGAUCCGGGCGCAGCUGGAAGCCUGCUGGCAGAACCCUCCCCAGAGCUUGAGCCUCCAGUUCUCUGCCCAAGAGGAUGCUCGAGCUUUGAGAUUCCGACUCGUGUCGGCGACACUCCUCAACUGGAUGGAUGUGUCCCUGAGGCCUGCCUUCGACGCAUUGGGGCCCCUCAAUCCUGGCUCCAAACCUAGACCUCAGGUCUACAUAGACCUCAUAAGCAAUGGCUCUCCAGCAGGCACCUACUCCGAGUGUUUUACUGAACUCCAGAGGGAUUUUGUCAACAAUCGCCCCUCUAAGCUAAAGAAUCUCAUCCUUCUAGUGAAACACUGGUACCAGCAGGUUACAUCUCAGGACAAGGUAGGACAAGAUGAUGAGUGUUUGCCCCCAGUCUAUGCCCUGGAACUCUUGACUAUUUAUGCCUGGGAGCGAGCAGGCAAGAAAAACAAAUUCCACAUGGCUGAAGGCUUCCUAACAGUCCUGGGCCUAAUCCGGGACUACCAGCAACUCUGCAUCUAUUGGACAAUCAACUAUGACUUUGAAGAUAAGACUAUCAGGAAGUGCCUACAAAAACAGCUGCAGAAGCCCAGGCCCCUGAUCUUGGACCCAGCUGACCCAACCUGGAAUGUGGGCCAGGGAAAUUGGGAGAGGCUAGCCCGGGAAGCUGAAACCUGUGGGCGUCCGCCUUGCUUUGUAAAUGGAGAUGGUUCUCCAGUGCAGCCAUGGGACGUGAUGCCAGCCCUGCUUCAACAGACUCCUUCCUGGCAGCUGGACAGCUUCAUCAGCAAAUUCCUCCAGCCCAACCGAGAAUUCCUGGACCAGGUGAGCAGAGCUGUGGACAUCAUCUGUUCGUUCCUGAAAGAAAACUGCUUCCGGAAUUCAUCCACCAAGGUGCUCAAAAUAGUCAAGGGAGGCUCCUCUGCCAAGGGUACUGCCCUGCGAGGCCGAUCUGAUGCAGACCUCAUAGUGUUCCUCAGCUGUUUUUGUGGAUUCUCAGACCAAGGGACCAACCGGGCCGAAAUCAUCACAGAAAUCCGAACCCAGCUGGAAGCGUGCAGGCAGGAAAAGCAGUUUGAUGUGAAGUUUGAGAUCUCCAAGUGGGAGAAUCCCCGGGUACUCAGCUUCACCUUGACAUCCAGGACUCUGGAUCACAGCAUAGACUUCGACGUGCUUCCUGCUUUUAAUGCUUUGGGCCAACUAAGCUCAGGCACAAAGCCUAAGCCUCAGGUGUAUAUUGAUCUCAUUGACAGCUACAAUAAUGGAGGCGAAUUCUCCUCCUGCUUCACGGAACUGCAGCGGGAUUUUGUUAUCUCUCGUCCUACCAAGCUGAAGAGUCUGAUCCGCCUGGUAAAGCACUGGUACAAACAGUGUGUGAGAGUUCCCAAAGGAAGAGGAGCACUCCCUCCACAGUAUGCACUAGAACUCUUGACCAUUUAUGCCUGGGAACAGGGGAAUGGAACAACCCAGUUCAAUAUGGCUGAAGGUUUCAGGACAGUCCUGGAACUGGUCCAGAAUUACAAGAACCUCUGUAUCCAUUGGACGAUCAAUUAUGACCAUGAGAAUGAGAUCAUCAAGAAUUUCCUAAUUCAGCAACUCCGGAAACCCAGGCCAAUCAUCCUGGAUCCUGCUGACCCAACUGGGAAUCUUGGCCAUGGCACCCGCUGGGACCUAUUGGCAAAAGAAGCUGCUAACUAUGCAAAUUCUGUAUGCUGUGCAAACACAUCUGGGGACUUUGUCCAGCCCUGGGCAUUGAAGGUCUCUUCAUGAAUCUGGAAUAUCCUGACUCUGAACCCUAAACUCUUCAUCAUAUGAACUGCCUGCCUAUCAUCUCUUCUGCAGAGCUGGGAUGCAAGAAUAUCUGCCAGAUGUGUGUACAUUGGCUUCCUUGAGGGAUUCCCUUCUAUGUAUAAAACCCCUAUCCAUAAAGUGGGGACACAAUAAUAUUCAUAGCAUCUAUCUUGGGCAGCUAAGUGGCACUCUGGAUAGAGUACAUUUAGGAUAUGAAUUCAGGAAGAUCUACAUUAAAAUCUAGCCUCAGAUUCCAGUUAUGUGACCCUGGACAAGUCACUUAACCCUGUUUGCCUUAGUUUCCUCUUCUAUAAAAUGAGUUGGAAAAGGAAAGGACAAACCUUUUCAUUGCCCUUUCCUUCUCCAGCUCAAUUUGCCCAAGUAUCUUUGCCAAGAAUACCCCAAACAUGGUCAUGGAGAAUUGAACAGAGUGAAGGAUCUGAACAAUCAAAAGCAUUGAUCUCAUAAGGUUGUUGUGAAGUUUAAAUGAGAUCAAGUCUGUAAAGGGCUUUGCCCACCUUGAAAAGCUAGAUUAAUGUCACAGAAUGUUUGGGCUAAGAGGAGCCUUAGAAUACAGAAUAUCACAAGAGAGGAAAGGACCCACCUGUGUAAAAAUAUUUGGAGUAGUAGUCCUUUUUGUAGUGACAAGGAACUGGAAAUUGAAUGGAUGGGGAAUGGCUGAAUAAGUGAUGGUAUAUGAAUGUAAUGAAAUAUUGUUCUGUAAGAAAUGAUGAGCAGGCUGAUUUCAGAAAAGCCUGGACUUAGAUGAACUGAUGCUGAGUGAAGUAAGCAGAAGCAAGAGAACAUUGUACCCAGCAACAAGAUUAUGUGAUGAUCAACUAUGAUAGACUUAUACAUUGAGCCAAGACAAUUCCAACAGACUUUGGAUAGAAAAUGCCAUCCGCAUCCAGAGAGAAAUGUGGAUCGAAGCACACUAUUUUCACCUUUUUUUGUUUGAUUUUUUUAUACUUGUUUUUCUCUUUUGUUGUGAUUUUUCUUUUACAACAUGACUAAAAUGGAAAUAUGUUGAAAAUGAUUGUACAUGUAUAACCUAUAUCAGAUUGUUUGUUGUCUUAGGGAUAGGGAAAAGAAGGGAGGGAGGGAGAAAAAGAAUUUGCAACAUAAAAUCUUACCAAAAAAAAAGAAUGUUGAAAACUACCUUUACAAGUAAUUGGCAUUGGACAGCUAGAUGAGCAGUGGUCCUGAAGUCAGGAAAAUCUAAGUUCAAAUCCUGCCUCACACACUUAAUACUUAUUAGCUAUGUGACCCUGGGCAAGUCUCUUAACCCCAGUUGCCUCCCAAAAACAAAACAACAAAAACUAAACGAAAUAUAUGUAAUUGGAAAAAUAAAAUACUAUUGAGAAUUUAAAAAUAAAGUGAAAAAUAAAAAGAAUAUAGAAUGUCAAAAGGAGAAAGGAAUUUGCAAAAUAAAUAAAUUUUGUUGA